Capsicum annuum is the source of this 515-nucleotide messenger RNA. RefSeq names its product calcium-binding protein PBP1. The transcript has a single exon. Gene Ontology annotation, molecular function: calcium ion binding. The record is from RefSeq and is a predicted model, not a curated record. NCBI's taxonomy places the organism in Eukaryota, Viridiplantae, Streptophyta, Magnoliopsida, Solanales, Solanaceae. The coding region runs from base 93 to 437 and encodes 114 amino acids.
AAAAUAUUCCAGGGAACUUCCUUAAUAAGAAACUGCCUUAUUGCUAUAAAUAGCCACACUUAAUUUGCCUCAUUAAGCUAAAAUAAGCAAAGAUGGUGCAUUUAGAAUUUCAAGAUUUGCUGCCAAUAAUGGCGAGAAAGCUAGGCGGAGAUGGACUGAUCAACGAGCUAUGCAAAGGGUAUCGGAUGUUAAUGGAUGGUGAAAAGGGAGUGAUCACAAUUGACAGCCUAAAGAAGAACUCUCUGCUGAUGGGGUUGCAAGGUUUCACUGAAGAAGAGUUGAAGAACAUGAUUAGAGAAGGAGAUAUGGAUGGUGAUGGAGCACUUGAUCAGAUUGAAUUUUGCAUUUUGAUGUUUAGAUUGAGUCCUGACUUGUUACAUGUAGCUCAAGAAGUGAUACACAAAGCUAAACAACAACAAAAUACUGUCCACCUUUAAGUGAUACUGCACUACUCCUGUAUAUUUACUCAUCUUGAAAUUGCUAAUUCAAACGUAAUGUCACACUUGAUUUGUCAA